Rhagoletis pomonella (apple maggot) is the source of this 3471-nucleotide messenger RNA. RefSeq lists its product as uncharacterized. NCBI's taxonomy places the organism in Eukaryota, Metazoa, Arthropoda, Insecta, Diptera, Tephritidae. The record is from RefSeq and is a predicted model, not a curated record. The transcript has 4 exons. The coding region runs from base 1 to 3471 and encodes 1156 amino acids.
AUGUCUGAUAAUUUGCGCAACGCUUCAGCGCUCCCCGCGAACGAUCUAUUUUCAUCGCAGUCAUCGAGCGCUCCGAUACCGACAACUCAAGCCAACGGGGCUCGCGCAAACUUACAGUACUCACCAAAUAAUUUUAACUUCCCUAAGAAAUUGCUAGACUUGCCUGAUUUUAGUGGUAGACCGGAAGACUGGCCCGUGUUUUAUGCUGCGUUUAUGGAGUCGACGGCGGCAUAUGGGUAUAGUAAUUUUGAUAACAACCAGCGUCUUCAAAGGUGUUUGAAAGGCGAUGCGCUUGAAGUUCAGGUUUGGGGGCCAGAGCAACUGGUUCGUAGUCAGUUAGCGCAGGUUAAGGAAAUAGCGCCAAUUUCCGAGAAUUUUUUGAGUAAGCUAAUACCGUUUGCGACCAAAGUGAAAAACGUUUGUGCUUUCUUGCAGUCAGCUGGCGCCGAACAUCAUAUCUCCAAUCCGAUGUUGCUUGAUGAACUUAUCGCGAAGUUACCCAUGAGCAAACGCAUUGAGUGGGGCAGUGAUUGGCUUACAUCACUUGCCAACGUUAUAUGCACGGUUAACGAUGAAUGUCAACAUCCUGCUCGUGAGCCCAAACGCCGCAUGGUACUCCACUUGGACGAGACGAUGUCGAGAAAAUGCCCGUUAUGCCAGGGCCAGCACAAGCCAGCUGACUGCAAGCGCCUAAUUGAAGCAACGGUGAGCGAUCGAUGGACCGAAGUUAAAUCCCGGCGAUUAUGUUUCGCCUGCCUAAAUGCGGGUCACACUACAAGCAGUUGCAGAAGACGUAAGCUUUGUGGUAUCGAUGGGUGCAAUCGGGCACAUCAUAGAUUGCUCCAUGAGUUCCGGUCAGAGCGCCCGUCAGCUCCACCCACGUCAUCGUCACGAAGCGUCGCCCGCUCUGCGUCAUCACGGUUUACGUCGCCACCAAACAAUCCUCAUCAGCAACCGUCUCGCGAUAAAGGCGCAACAGUACUAAGUUGUGCUACCAACUCCCCAGAGAGAAAGCUGCUCUAUCGUAUCCUCCCGGUCACAUUGUACGGAAAGCAACGCCGCGUCGACACCUACGCUUUACUCGAUGAGGGCUCAUCUAUAACGAUGCUCGAUAGUAGCCUUGCAAAGGAGUUGGACUUGCAAGGACGGCCACACAGCCUGCACGUACAAUGGUUCGGGGGACAUGCGGUACAAGAGCCUGCCACUUUAGUUGACCUACAUAUAAGCGGUGCCGGUAUGAAAAAAAGGCACAGCCUGCAACGAGUUCACGCCGUACGUAAUCUUCAGCUGCCAACACAAAGCCUUAGUCGCAGCGAUUUAAUACUGGACGACAAAGAAGCACGCCACUUGCCAAUGCAACCCCACUCUGGUGCGACCCCACGACUCCUCAUCGGCAUAGACAAUUGCCAUUUGGGUUUAUCAUCGACCACCAUUACGAUGAGGAAAAACGGGCCAUUUGCAGCCAACACGGAGCUCGGCUGGGUGGUGUUCGGUCCAGUUAGUAAAUGCUCGCCCUCGCCAAUAACGUGUCUAUUCGUGAACUCCAGUCGGGAUGAAGCGCUUCACGACAUGGUCGCCGAUUUUUUUGAGACUGAGAGUUUUGGUGUGAGACCAUCGCCACCUAUCGAAAGCGAGGCCGACAUCCGUGCACGAGCCAUGUUGGAGUCGACAACCUGUCGCGUUGGACCACGUUUCCAGACAGGACUGCUAUGGAAGCACGACGACGUUCAAUUGCCAGAUAGCUACGGAAUGGCGCUCAAUAGGCUAAGGAUCGUUGAAAGAAAAAUGAGUCGUGAUGUUGGAUUUGCUGUCGCCUAUAAGCAAAUCAUUGACAGCUACCUUGAGAAGGGCUACGCACGCAGACUCGCAACGUCUGAAUACGCUUCGUCGACGCCACGUACCUGGUACUUGCCGCAUUUCGCGGUAGUGAAUCCGAACAAGCCGUUCAAACUGCGAAUCGUGUUUGACGCUGCCGCCGAGGUCAAUGGCAUCUCCUUAAACAGUCGCCUGCUUAAGGGGCCAGAAGAAUACAAACCGCAGCCGUCUAUUCUUUUCCGGUUCCGUGAAACGGCAGUUGGCUUGUGUGGCGACAUCAGGGAAAUGUUCAACCAAGUGCUUAUACGCCCAGAGGAUAGACGCGCCCAGCGAUUUUUAUGGCGUGACGGUGACUCUGGCCGAACUCCCGAUGUGUACGAGAUGCGCGUGAUGACAUUUGGAGCCGCUUGCUCCCCUUGUGCGGCCCACUACGUUAAAACACGAAACGCGUUAGAACGCGACAGCCGCUAUACAGCCCGCGCUAUUACUGCUAUUUUGGAAAAUCAUUACGUGGACGACUUCGUAGAUAGCUUCAACUCGCCAAGGGAAUCCAUCGACAUCGGGGCACAGGUAAGAGCGAUUCACAUGGGCGCCGGCUUCGAGCUUCGCAAUUUUACAUCGAACUCGACGGAGGUGAUUGCUGCGUUGGAUGGCGUUGACGUCGAUAAGGUUAUUGGGAUAAAGAAUGGUCUGGGCACUGAGCGGGUACUGGGUUUGCAUUGGCACUCCACGACUGACAACUUCAAAUUUGGACUCAAAUUCAAUAACGUGAGUGAAGCGGUGAUGAGCGGUACUAGAUGUCCUACGAAGAGGGAGCUCCUCAGUGUGGUCAUGUCCAUAUUUGAUCCGCUGGGGUUCCUGGGUAACUUUGUUGUCGGGGCGAAACUGUUAAUGCGAGAGGUGUGGAGGCAUGAAACGCGCUGGGAUGAACCACUUCCAGUAAACAUUGCUGCGUCAUGGGAAAAGUGGCGGAGGCAACUGCCAUCGGUAGUCUGGUAUACCUGUCCUCGAUUCUACUUCCGCAACGGUGCGCCGGAAUCACUACAGUUACACACAUUUGGCGACGCCAGCGAGAAUGCCUUUGCGGCCGUCACGUAUUGGAGAGCCAAGAACGCUCGUGGUGAGGUAGAGGUUGCCUUCAUUUGCGCGAAAUCUAAGUGCGCUCCAUUGAAGCCGCUUACCGUACCGCGCUUAGAGCUGCAAGCUGCCGUAUUAGGAACGCGUCUACAGCAAGCCGUAUGCGAAGCACACUCCUUUAAACCAAACAAACGUUUCCUUUGGUGUGAUUCUACGACGGUCAUCAAAUGGGUUCGAAGCAAGCACCGUAAAUAUAAGCCGUUUGUUCAGCACAGAAUUGCUGAAGUUUUAGCCACCACGCAAGUGUCCGAGUGGCGAUGGAUACCCACGGCAGAAAACGUGGCCGACGAAGCCACGCGCGCGAACCAUGCAAUCGUGUUUGGACCUACUGGGCGCUGGGUACUAGGCCCGUCGUUUCUACGAGAAGAGGAGCAUGCCUGGCCCUCCGAAGAUGCAGUUUUCCUAGACUCAGAUGAGUACGAUGAAGAACUACGACCACAACACGCAUUAACCAUCGUUGUUGAGGACCACAGCCUGGGUUAUACUGUUCGUCAAAACCUGUCGCCGAAUUCAAAUUAA